AUGGCAGCCAUGUUUCAACUCACAGCGCACCGAAUCCACACCCCGACCGGCAUUCCACCCUGCCUGCUGGGUGAGUCCCCUACCUGGGACGAGGAGCACCAGACUCUGUGGUGGAUCGACAUCCUUGGCGAGGCCCUUUACGUUGCCCAGCCGACCCCCAACAUGUGUGACUUCGACCGCGUCGCCGUGCUGCCGCUUCCCGGGCACCGCCCUGGCUUUAUCGUGCACGCCGCUGCGCCGGAUGCCGCUGGUGCGGGGAGGCCAUGGAGUCGCGGCGCCACUCCGUACCAUGCCGUGUGGGGCUCACAGAAGGGCCUCUACUACACCUCCUAUUCCACAAAUUUGCCGUGGCGCACCUCGGGACAGGCGAACCGGCCGCCAGAGCUGGACACCUCGACGGCAGUACGGCACUAUCGAAUAGCGCGUUUUCCGCAGUCCGUUUUUCAGCUCCAGGGCGGACGAGUCUACCGCUUCAACGACGGCAAAGUCGGCCCUGACAGCUCUCUUUGGUGCGGCGGCAUGAUGGAGCGCACGGACAACUUUCCUAUACGCGAUGUCGCCUGCGGCUCCCUGCUGCAGUGGGUCCCCGGUGGCGCCGCAAAAUCAUCGUCUUCCGUCACGAGUAACGGCUUCUCUGUUGGGGUGCCUGGCGUGACCGUGUCGAACGGGAUAGGGUGGUCCCCGGCGGGGGAUGUCUUGUACCACGUCGAUACGCCGGCCGCCGUCAUUCGUGCAUACCCGUACCACGCUGUGUCCACCUCGGAGGGCUUCGCAGGGGGCCUUGACCGUCGGGAUGAGACCAAGGAAGAGGGAUGCGUGUAUUGGGCACUGCCCAGUUCCCUGAGGGAACGAGGCGCCACACUUGACGGGCUGUGCGUCGACGCGUCGGGGGCGGUGUGGGUGGCACUGACGGGCAUCGGCGAGGUGGUGCGUCUGCAAGGACGCAUGGUUGGCUGCACCGUUGUCGAGCCGAUAGCUAUUACGGGCGUGGUCAAGGUGCCGGGGGUAGCACUGACCACGAGCUGUUGCUUCGGUGGCGCCGACCUCACGACACUCUACAUCACCACCGCGCGUGCCACAUCAAAGGCGGCGGCGGAGGCGUGCAAGCAGGACAGUGCAGGGUGGAUUUAUGCGGUAAACUUGAAGGGAAUUGCGAAGGGCAUGACCGCCUCACGACUGCGUCUGCCCACAUUGAGUCUGCCAGCUCUGCAACAGCAUCACCUAUAG
Molecule: messenger RNA, 1227 nt
Organism: Leishmania braziliensis MHOM/BR/75/M2904
Lineage: Eukaryota; Euglenozoa; Kinetoplastea; Trypanosomatida; Trypanosomatidae
Exons: 1
Coding region: 1-1227 (408 amino acids)
Biological process (GO): L-ascorbic acid biosynthetic process
Molecular function (GO): calcium ion binding; gluconolactonase activity
Source: RefSeq, a predicted model, not a curated record